UAUAAUCAAUGAACUCUAGUUGCAAAGUAACCAUCGAAAUGGAGAUCAUUUCUGAAGAAAUCAUCAAACCUUCAUCCCGGACACCAGAUCACCUCAAAACUUUUAAACUCUCCUUGCUUGAUCAGCUCACCUUGCAUACAUAUGCUCCAAUUAUUCUGUUAUACGAGUCCAAAACUGUCACUUGCAGUGAUGUUUUGAAAAAAUCGUUAUCCGAAACCCUAACAAAGUACUACCCUUUUGCGGGAAGACUCAGCGAAGACGGGAUCACAGUAGAUUGCAACGACGAAGGAGUCGUUUUUGUGGAAGCGAAAAUCAUUGGUUGUAGACUCUUAGAUUUUGUUCACAACCCUAAUUACGAAACACAAAGCUUACUUUUUCCUGAAGGUUACUUGUGGAAGGGGUCAUGUGUAGGUUAUAGCUUUCUUGCGGCUCAAGCAACUUACUUCGAGUGUGGAGGAAUGGCAUUAACUAUAUCUAUGUCCCACAAGGUUGCGGAUGCACCCACGCUUGGGAUUUUUCUUAGCGAUUGGGCCGCAAUUGCCCGUCAUGAGGUGAGACCACCACCAAUGAUUCUUGCUACGUCCAUCCCUUAUUUUAAUCUUGAAUACAUAAUGCCCGAGAUCGAGCUCGAUAUGAGUGAACCCCUUGUCACGAAAAGAUAUGUAUUUGAUGCACAAGACAUAGCCCGGUUGAAACAAUCAGUAACCGGGCUAGUGGAAAACCCUACAAAAAUCGCGCUUGUAACCGCACUUCUUUACAAAUGCGCGAUUAAUGCAUCAACUACAAAAACGGGGUCUUUCAAAAGCACGACUUUAAUUCAGCUAGUAAACAUGAGGCCCCGAGUGGAACCUCCAUUGCCGGAUAACUCUAUAGGAAACUUCACUUGGUACUUCACAACAUCAAACCGUGAUCAGAGUGAAACUAGUUUGGGAAAUUUGGUGACUCAACUGAAGAAAGGGAUCAAAGAACUUGGGGUUAGUGGGCUGGAUGAUUGGUUGUUGAGUGUAAGGGAGUCUGCAAACAAUGUAAAAGAGUUGUUUGAUAAUCUUGAUGUUUAUAGGUGCAGUCAUGUUCGAGGCAGAUCGUUUUAUCAGAUGAAUUUUGGGUGGGGGAAUCCAAUAUGGGGUACCAUUGCAGAUGUGUUGGUGAAGAACACUUUCAUUUUGUAUGAUACACCAGAUGGAUAUGGAGUUGAAGCUGUGGUGAGUCUUGAAGAAGAUCAUAUGAGAUUAUUCAAUGAAGAAGUUAUGGAUUAUGUAUCCAGUAAACAAAACUCGCAAUCUGCAUCAAUGACCCGUUCUCGAAUUUGAUUUAUAAAACAAUUCCAAUUGACUAUCUCAAAUAUUCUGGAUUUUUAAUUUUUGUUUUUGCUUUUGCUUUUUGAUACAUAGAUUGUAAUAAAUAGAGGUUACCUGAAAGGAAAACUUUAAAAGAUUUCUGUACACAGACCACCCCCGAUUAUCAUUAUGAAGUCGGGGUUGUUUAUGGUCCGUUAGUAACGGUUUUUGAAACUGAACUGUGAAAAUUUAUAUGAA
Molecule: messenger RNA, 1535 nt
Organism: Helianthus annuus (common sunflower)
Lineage: Eukaryota; Viridiplantae; Streptophyta; Magnoliopsida; Asterales; Asteraceae
Product: acylsugar acyltransferase 3
Exons: 1
Coding region: 9-1310 (433 amino acids)
Source: RefSeq, a predicted model, not a curated record